AACGGAAGCAGAGACUAACCAACUGCGCAGGCGUAAACCACGUACCCGAUCUCUCGCAGCAUCGCGCUGUUUUGGCCCUAUGCUAGCUGUUGCCUGAUCAGUGGUGUGUGUCAAGUCAUACAUACUGGGCUUUGAUUGGGAAGGCAUAGCCGUGGAGAAAGAAAAGGGGGCACCCUAGACACCCCGCGACGAAAUGGCCGGGCAACAGUUUCAGUACGAUGACAGCGGCAACACAUUUUUCUACUUUCUAACGUCCUUUGUUGGACUCAUCGUUAUCCCAGCCACAUAUUACCUCUGGCCCCGAGAUCAGAAUGCUGAACAGCUGCGUCUGAAGAGCCUGCGGAAGGUGCAUGGACGGUGUCUGUGGUACUGCCUCCGCUUGAUGAAGUCUCAGCAGAGCAUCAUACCCACACUGAAGAAAGCAGCCCUAUUGUUUGGCUGGGCUGUGUUUCUGCUGCUGGCCUACAAAGUGUCCAAGCUGGACCGAGAGUACCAGGAGUAUAACCCUUAUGAAGUCCUCGGCCUGGACCAGGGAGCGUCUGUAUCAGAGAUUAAGAAGCAGUACCGUCUGCUGUCGCUGAAGUUCCAUCCUGAUAAAGGAGGAGAUGAAGACUUGUUCAUGAGGAUCGCCAAAGCACACUCCGCGCUGACCAAUGACGAGUCAAGACAGAACUGGGAGACCUAUGGCAACCCAGAUGGGCCAAAAGCCACUAGUUUUGGCAUCGCUCUGCCUGCGUGGAUCGUAGACUCCAAGAACUCCAUGCUGGUAUUGCUGGUCUAUGGUCUAGCCUUUAUGGUCAUCCUGCCGGUUGUUGUGGGUACGUGGUGGUAUCGGUCUAUACGUUACAGUGGUGACCAGAUUCUAAUCAACACGACACAACUCUUCAUGCACUUCAUGUACAAGACGCCCAACAUGAACAUGAAACGGUUAUCCAUGGUGUUGACGGCUGCGUUUGAGUUUGACCCCGCAGCAACAAAGAGGCCACCAUACGACCCACGGACAACAUCCAAGUACCACAGCUGAUCCGUGAGUUGGGGAACAUCAACGUGAAGAAGAAGGAGCCUCCAUUCUGCUACCCAUACAGUCUUAAGGCCCGGGUACUGGUGUUGGCUCACCUGGCACGCAUGGAGGUCUCAGACGACAUC
Messenger RNA from Oncorhynchus tshawytscha (Chinook salmon), 1146 nucleotides. Its product is annotated as translocation protein SEC63 homolog. The record is from RefSeq and is a predicted model, not a curated record. The transcript has 10 exons. Bases 194 to 1024 code for a protein of 276 amino acids. Gene Ontology annotation, cellular component: Sec62/Sec63 complex. Gene Ontology annotation, molecular function: transmembrane protein transporter activity; RNA binding. Lineage: Eukaryota; Metazoa; Chordata; Actinopteri; Salmoniformes; Salmonidae. Gene Ontology annotation, biological process: post-translational protein targeting to endoplasmic reticulum membrane; SRP-dependent cotranslational protein targeting to membrane.